CGUAACUUUUCAUUUCCCUUUUCCACAGCUCGUCAUCGCUAACCCUCACUUUCCCCCCAUCUCCUCGACGCUCCAGCCAUCUCUCUGUUAGUGUCAUUUUUUUUUUUUUUUCUUUUCACAGUUUUGGUUCUUCUGAACGAUAUGGCGUCGCUUUGCAUGUUUUUAUCGAUGUCGGAUGAUUUACUGAUGCGAUAUGCGAGAGCUGGUUUCUCUUCUCCUCGUGUUGUAGGUAUAGUCGUUAUUAUGUUUUGAUCACGUCCGGCUCUCGUCGUCCAGGAGAUCUCGCCCCGCUCGUUGAUCAUUUGUCUACCGCGAUGUUAUCUCUGUCAUGCGCUUCCGGAAGAGUUUGCUCCCUGAUCCGUUUGCCCAUUUUCCCGCCGAUGUUAGUUUCUUGCAAUUUCUUUGCAUCAAAGUCUCGAAAAGAUCAGCUAGAGAUUUCAAAGAUUAACGAACUGGAGCGAGCGGAACUGGAGCAACUGAUUGAAAAGAUUAACGAACUGGAGCUACAGAUUGAAAAGAUUACAAAAAAAACUGGCUAUCCCAAAGAAUACUUUCCCAAAGCUGAAUACUCGAAACCCAAAGUUGAAGUUAAGUUUCCCCUGCUAUCGAAUUUGGAAAAUGGUGGCACUAGCGAACUUGAAAAAGUGGAAGACAACUGACUAGUAGAUUUGAUCGAGAAAUAUGAUUUUGUUUUGAGACUGCUUUAAUUACUCAUGACCGUGGAUGAGUAAUUUGGAAUGGUUGUUUUAGUAGGUUGUUAAGAAUUGUUUUCUUGUUACUUUGAUUUGCUGAGAAAUUUUAAUUUGCCUUUCCCUUGCAAAGGUUGCCACUUUUUCAAAAUA
This is a messenger RNA of Zingiber officinale, 842 nucleotides long. RefSeq lists its product as uncharacterized. The record is from RefSeq and is a predicted model, not a curated record. Bases 315 to 659 code for a protein of 114 amino acids. Lineage: Eukaryota; Viridiplantae; Streptophyta; Magnoliopsida; Zingiberales; Zingiberaceae. The transcript is spliced from 2 exons.